AUGGCUGAGAUUAGUUCUGAGAUUGGGGGUAGUGAUUUGUUGUUGGAGUUUGAUGACAUGGAAGUGGGAUCCAAUAGUGGUAGUGGGCACGUGUGGGCGAAAAAAGAUCGUGGGCCCCCAUUCGAGAAUGUGGAGAUGACAUGGCGAAUACGUGGCGUCAUGGCAGAUGUGAGACCAAAGGUGGUCUUGGCUGGAGAGGGUGUGAAGGGUGGAGGAGGCACAAGCAGCGGAGGCAAGCGUAAGACCAUCGAGGCGGGCGAGGAUGUGGGCCUCGAUGAUAGCCGGGUGCAAGGUAGAGAGCAUGGUAGUUGCGCCUUGCUCGAAGGUGGUGGUGGUGGAGGAGGAGGAGUGUGGUUGUGCUUUAGGGGAGGGAGACAUUGA
Molecule: messenger RNA, 381 nt
Organism: Ilex paraguariensis (yerba mate)
Lineage: Eukaryota; Viridiplantae; Streptophyta; Magnoliopsida; Aquifoliales; Aquifoliaceae
Source: the annotation of a GenBank genome assembly